ACCAUUUUCUUGCUUGUGAUCAAACCUCAAUACAAGACACCCACUUAGCAGUAUCAAUUCUGGCCUCAACUACCGAUGGAUUGGCCGGCUUUCCCAUGCUUCACUAGGACAGGACUGUUGAUACUUCUGAUCUUCCUGCCAUUGAGAACGUCCGAAGACCGGCUUGUACCCGGCAAAACACUGUCCCCUGGCGCCACCAUCAUCUCCGACGGAGGUACCUUUGCAUUAGGCUUUUUCUCUCUGUCCAAAUCCAGCAUCCCGACACAGAUGUACCUCGGCAUCUGGUACAACAACAUCCCUGAGCUCACCGUGGUGUGGGUUGCCAACCGAGAAAACCCGGCCAGCAACACGACUUCACCGAUGCUCUCCCUCACCAACUCCUCAAAUCUUGUUCUAUCAGAUGGUGAUGGCGGUGGCCGUGUCAUUUGGACAACGACCAACAUGGGUGCCGCCAUGGGCUCGUCUACCCCUGUGGCAGUGCUUCUAAACACCGGCGACCUCGUCAUCCGCUCGCUAAACGGCACCACGUUGUGGCAGAGCUUCGAGCACCACACCGACACAUUCCUUCCUGGCAUGAAGCUCCGGUUCAAGUACAUGCAAAAUGGAACUAGCGACCGCCUGGUAUCCUGGAAGGGUCCUAGUGACCCUUCGCCGGGGCGCUUCUCCUAUGGUGGCGACACAAGCACAUUCCCUCAAAUAUUCUUAUGGGACGGGGAGCGUCCGGUGUCCCGUAGCGCUCCAUGGACGGGGUACCUGGUGAAGAGCGAGCUUCGAUACCAGCAGGCAAAUGGCAGUGCAGAUGUUAUCAUCUACUUGGCGGUAGUCGAUGGCGACGAUGAGAUCUAUACUACCUACAGCGUCCCUGAUGGUGCCCCACACACUAGGUACGUGCUGACCUACUUUGGCGAGUUCCAAAUCCAGAGCUGGAGUAGUAAUACAUCGGCAUGGGUAGUUCUUGGGAAAUGGUUGUCCCUCGAAUGCAACCACUACGGCUAUUGCGGCAUGUACGGGUACUGCGAUGAGACAUCAGUGCCCGUCGCGACAUGCAAGUGCCUCCACGGCUUCGAGCCAGCAAACACGGUGGAGUGGACAGGUGGAAAAUUUUCAGCAGGGUGCCAACGAAUGGAGCCACUACGAGGGUGCAAUGAUGGCUUCUUGGCCUUGCCAGGGAUGAAGUCGCCCGACAAGUAUUCGCUUGUCGGUGGCGGUAGGAGUACAUUUGAGGAGUGUGCAACAGAAUGCAACCGCAACUGCUCCUGUGUUGCAUACUCACAUGCCAACUUAAGCAGCAGCGGGUCCAAGAGAAACAUGACGAGGUGCUUGGUCUGGUCCGGGGAGUUGCUUGACACAGGGAAAAUAGGUGAAGAGUUGGGGAGUGACACGCUCUAUCUCCGACUUGCAGGACUGAAUGCAACAUCUGGUAAAAGAAGAAAGAGUAAUGCAGUGAAGAUUGUGCUACCAGUUUUAGGAAGCAGUGUUAUAGUGCUCAUAUGCAUUUCGUUGGCAUGGUUCAAAUUCAAAGGCAAGAAAAAAACUGGGAGAAACCACAAGAAUGUAUUGCUGGAUCCAAUGAGUACCUCACAUGAACUUGGUGAAGUACACCCUGAACACAAUCAUGAAUUCCCAUUUGUAACAUUUGAGGAAAUUGCACUAGCAACACACAAUUUCUCUGAAACAUGUGUGAUAGGACAAGGAGGCUUUGGCAAAGUUUUCAAGGGAUUGUUAGGAGAUCAAGAAGUUGCCGUCAAGAGGCUGAGUAGGGAUUCUAAACAAGGAACAAAGGAGUUCAAGAAUGAAGUAAUUCUAAUUGCCAAAUUGCAGCAUAGGAACUUGGUUCAACUGCUCGGGUGUUGUGCGGAGGGAGAUGAAAAACUUCUAAUUUAUGAGUAUCUACCAAACAAGAGCUUAGAUGCCACCCUUUUCGAUGAUUCAAGAAAAAUGUUGCUAGAUUGGGAAACACGGUUUAGUAUAAUCAAAGGAGUUGCAAGGGGACUUCUUUACCUACACCGAGAUUCAAGAUUAACCAUAAUUCAUAGAGAUCUUAAAGUUGGAAAUGUUUUGCUAGAUGCAGAGAUGAAACCAAAGAUAGCAGAUUUUGGAAUGACAAGGAUCUUUGGAGAUAACCAACAAAAUGCAAAUACCCAACAUAUUGUGGGAACAUAUGGUUACAUGGCUCCUGAGUACGCAAUGGAAGGUGUCUUCUCUACCAAGACUGAUGUCUAUAGCUUCGGUGUGGUGCUAUUGGAGGUUGUAACCGGCAUUAGGAGGAACUCCAACAGUCAAACGAUGGGCUUCCCCAGCCUCAUACUCUAUUCUUGGAAUAUGUGGAAGGAAGGGGAGACAGAGAAACUGCCAGACUCGUCGAUCAAGGACACUUGUUCACUAGACGAAGUUUUGCUUUGCAUCCAUGUAGCGCUAUUGUGUGUCCAAGACAACCUGGAUGAUAGGCCCCUCAUGUCAUCAGUUGUCUUCGUCCUAGAGAACGGAAGCACCACACUUCCAGCCCCAGAUCGCCCUGCAUACUUUGUGCGACGGAGCGUUGAAGCGGUGCAAAUUGGAGAUGAUAUUCAGACUUCCGUGAACAGUGUUACUCUUACCGAGAUAGAGGGGAGAUGAUAUUCCGACUUCAUGUUUUUUUUUUGCGGGAAGACUUCAUGUGUUGUUUGAAAGCCGCUAUCUCUGGUUGUCUUUUGUUUUAUGUUCCUUCUUUUUUCUUCAUGACAGCCUCGGUUUGGAAAAGAAAGGAAGAUAUCAAGGUGCACACAAAAAUUUCUUGAAAAAACAAGUCGAUGAAAGUGAA
This is a messenger RNA of Triticum urartu, 2800 nucleotides long. RefSeq names its product G-type lectin S-receptor-like serine/threonine-protein kinase At1g11300. Gene Ontology annotation, biological process: recognition of pollen; protein phosphorylation. Gene Ontology annotation, molecular function: ATP binding; protein serine/threonine kinase activity. NCBI's taxonomy places the organism in Eukaryota, Viridiplantae, Streptophyta, Magnoliopsida, Poales, Poaceae. Gene Ontology annotation, cellular component: plasma membrane. The record is from RefSeq and is a predicted model, not a curated record.